AGGCCACAGCUGGUCCCUGAUUGCCCCGCCCCGAGAUGGCUGGUGCCCUCCUGCAGCUCUGGGGGGCGGGAAGAUGGGAGGAGUGAUGUAGCCGUGGGGGUGGGGAGGGCUAAGUCUAGGUUCUCCCUGAGGGAUCAAGGGUCUGGAGGCUUUCUAGGUUUGGCGAAACUGCCCCCGGAGGCGCUGAGUGGGGCUGCUGCUGGGUGGGGCUUGCGUGGACUCAAGAGGGGCAGAGCUGGGUGGGCAGCUGAGCUCCCCAGGUUCCAGAUUGGCCCAGAGCAGAGUUUGAUGUUUGACGUUAUCUGGGAAGCUUUGGGAAGCUGCCCAUAUUGGGAGUGGGUUUUUGGUUGAUGGUAAAGGGGAGGGCAGGGGGCUAUAAGGGACCCUUCUGUAAGAGAAAGUUAAACGACAGGGCAUCAGCUUUACUGUGGAUAGGUGAAGGAAUGAACUUUGGGAUGAAGUGGACCAAAGAAUAGCUCGGUAGCAGCUCUGGCAACACAGGUGCCAUGGCCUUGAUUGAAGGGGUAGGUGAUGAGGUGACUGUGCUUUUUGCGGUGCUUGCCUGCCUUCUGGUGCUGGCCCUUGCCUGGGUCUCAACACAUACCACGGAGAAUACAGACCCUCUGCCACAGCCGUCAGGGACCACAACAUCAGCACAGCCCAGUGAAGCCAUGGCAGCCAUUGACAGCAUCAGAGAGGAGGCCCCAGGGGCUGAGAGCCCCAGCCUGAGACACAGAGGUCCAUCUGCACAGCCAGAGCCUGACGCAGGGGUCACAGCAACAAGACCUCCGGACACUCCGCAGGAACCCCUACUGCUGCGGUUGAAAUUUCUCAAUGACUCUGAGCAGGUGGCCAGGGCCUGGCCUCAGGACACCAUUGGCUCCUUGAAAAGGACCCAGUUUCCGGGCCGGGAACAGCAGGUUCGACUCAUCUACCAAGGCCAACUGCUAGGAGACGACACCCAGACACUGGGCAGCCUCCACCUCCCCCACAACUGCGUUCUCCACUGCCACGUGUCCACGAGAGUCGGUCCCCCACACCCCCCCUGCCCACCGGGGUCAGAGCCCGGCCCCUCCGGGCUGGACAUCGGCAGCCUCCUGUUACCCCUGCUGCUGCUGCUGCUGCUACUGCUCUGGUACUGCCAGAUCCAGUACCGGCCCUUCUUUCCCCUGACCGCCACUCUAGGACUGGCCGGCUUCACCCUGCUCCUCAGUCUCCUGGCCUUUGCCAUGUAUCGCCCGUAGUGCCUCCACGGGCUUUUGACAGUGUAGCCGGCCCCUCUGGACCUCACUCCCCAAGGCGCAAAGGGAGCUGCUGUCUGCCCAGACCCACCUCAACCGCUGCCUGCCUUUUCCCACUACCCUGGAGCCCAGCCUUGCGCCGCAGAGGACUCCAGGGGUUGGUGGAGGCUUCUCCCUGUGAUCUUCAUAGCUCUGGGCCAUCUCCUGGGGCUGCUGACCCUCAGACUUCGCUGACAGUGGCCUCUUCUGGAUCAGGCACUUGCUGUCGCUGCCUUGGCCCGGCGCAGAGUCGGGCCACCCCACUGGGCCCAUCUUAGUGUGCUGCCAGAGGUCCCAGAUACGUCUAGUUCCAAAGAGCUGCAUGGCUGAAUUGGGAACGGAUGGACUGGGAGAUUGGUGAAGGGGAGCUGAGAGGGGCGGAGUUCUUCCUGGAAUUUGUGCAGAUUAAAGAAACUGUGAAAUUUUCA
Molecule: messenger RNA, 1708 nt
Organism: Psammomys obesus (fat sand rat)
Lineage: Eukaryota; Metazoa; Chordata; Mammalia; Rodentia; Muridae
Gene: Tmub1
Product: transmembrane and ubiquitin like domain containing 1
Exons: 3
Coding region: 507-1244 (245 amino acids)
Molecular function (GO): protein binding
Source: RefSeq, a predicted model, not a curated record